Messenger RNA from Folsomia candida, 2042 nucleotides. It is a transcript of the gene PIG-T, whose product is annotated as GPI transamidase component PIG-T. The transcript has 6 exons. Gene Ontology annotation, biological process: attachment of GPI anchor to protein. Bases 216 to 1847 code for a protein of 543 amino acids. The record is from RefSeq and is a predicted model, not a curated record. Gene Ontology annotation, cellular component: GPI-anchor transamidase complex. NCBI's taxonomy places the organism in Eukaryota, Metazoa, Arthropoda, Collembola, Entomobryomorpha, Isotomidae.
AACUCACUUCGCACUUCACACUUUUCCCGACAACUGAUACAAAUAAAACAUAAAAAGAGUUUAAUUUAAUUGCUGAAACAAGUUUUUUUUAAUUGAAAAUUUAGUCAAACUAUAAUUUACUAGCAGACUACAGGCAUAGGUACCGAGAUCCAUUUGGGAGUUAUUUUUGCUGCCUUUGACAGUACUGGAACCUUUAACUUCCAGGUGCAGCCAAAAUGUGUCGAAUCAAUGCGGCAUCAUUUGUGUGCUUUGUCCUGAUCGUCAACGUCUUUGGGAUAAGUUCCUGUGACGAAGAAUAUGAAGAGUCGCUUCGGAUUCGUAGAUUGUCAAGCGGUCACGUUCACGUUUGGAUGGAAUUUGUUAUCGGAAGAAGCCCCUCCUCUAAUAUUAAUCACACCUCCGUGUUUCCUCGAGCACUCUCAGAAAUUUUGACAGCUCACAGUGUCGAAGAGCUCCAUGUGAGUCUGACUCAGGGCCAUUGGCAACUAGAAUCGUGGGGGGAUCCUCAUCCAGCCCAAGUAGCCCCAACAGGGGCUCAUGUCAUCGCUUGGUUUUCCAGUAGUUCUUCAGAGUCAAAGGAUGUAGAUGCAAAUUGGCGAGGUUUGACUAACAGACUGAGUGGAUUAACUUGUGCUUCAUUGAAUUUCUUGGACGAGACAACGUCAACCGAGCCAAAAUAUGCGUACCGGCCAUUGGGAAAAUUAACACCGAAACAGGUUCAUGUUCGUGUUGGCUCAUUACCAAGAGAGUUCAUUUGUACAGAGAAUCUAACACCUUGGACAAAGCUUCUCCCGUGCGGCAUUAUGAGAGGGGUUGCCUCCUUGUUGAGAACAAAGCAGGUGUUCAACACCCAUUAUCACUCUGCCCAUAUUGGAUACGUCCAAACUGAAUUGUCCAAGCAAUUGAAAUUAAGUUUGUCCCUAGUCUUUGAUAGUCCAUCGUCCUUGGGACAGAAUGAUAAUUUUGUGAAGAAUGUAAUUGGAUCAAUGGCAAUUUUCCCAUGUCAUGCUUCCAAGAAAACAACGAUCAAGCUUUGGGAAAAUAAUAAAUGGAAGUCUAUUAAUCAAGAAGACUUAAAUAAUCUGAAAAUAAAAGACGUGGUAGAAGAUACAUCAGAUAACAAGAAUCUAGUGUUUACGCCAAUGAAGUACAUGGGAGGGUAUGGUCAAGAAUACGGAAAAAUGGUUGUCGAAAUGACCAAUCAUUUAAAGGACGAGUUUCUGUCUGUGCUAUAUGUUGAAGUUUUACCUUGGUAUAUCCGACCGUAUCUCCAUACAAUGUCCAUUCAAGUUGUUCGUGGUCAACAAAAGCUUCCAGUCCCGCCAGGGGCUUACUUUCACUACACACCUGGAAUUGAUCGUAAGACACUGCACAAAUUAGAAAUGGAUGUCCAGAUUCCACCAGCAUCAAAGGUCACCUUGAGUUUCAUGGUUGAAAAGGGACACCUCAAAUGGGACGAAUAUCCUCCAGAUGCAAAUCAUGGAUUUUAUUUGGAGGCUGCUCAUUUUGAAGUAAAUUAUACAAAAAAUGAUACCCCCAAAACGCGUCACUACUACUCACGGGUAUUGCUCAUCAACCUCUCCACUCCUGAUUUCUCGAUGCCGUACAAUGUGAUAUGCUUAACCUGUACUGUGGUUGCUUUGGCAUUUGGACCUAUUCACAACAUAACUACAAAACGUCUUCAACUCAAAGAAAUUACUGGCAAAGCUGACAAAUUGAAAAUAUUUUGGAGAAAGAUAUGGAAGAAAACUAGAGGAGUUUCAAAAGAAGAUGUAGGUGUAGAAGUGGAUAAUAAUUCAGAAAAAACUGAUUUACGAGGAACAACAUCAUCUUCUAGUAGUCGUUAAGUCUAGUCUCUCCGUUUUUAACAAGUAUACAAAUUACAUUGAUUGAUAUGUUUUGUAUUGAUUUAUGUAUUCUCUCUUCUUAUUCUUUGUGCCAAGUAUUAAUUAUGACAUUCAUUUGUCAAUGUUAUUUAUUUGUUUUACACCCUGAUAAAUAUGUAUACAAUUAAUAAAUUUUCUAAAUAUUGUCAUAAAAUA